AGUUCAUUGUCUAUCGAUCUCCGAAUUCACCAUGGGAAGAACUAACGCUUGUGAAGCUCAGCGUAAGCGUAUUGAUAAUGCAAAAAGGCAGGCUAAGCACUCUGGGAAGGGUGGAGAUUCUCAACUGAAGAACAACGCUGCCUCCCAGACUCUAAUGUGUAGUAUCUGCAGGCAAACAUUCAUGUGCACUCAGAAGAAGCUUCUUCCUUCUCACGCUGAGAGUAAGCAUCCUAAGCAGGCCUUUGCCGAUUGCUUCCCGGGCGUUACUGUAUAAGAGCGUUACUCAUACCAUCACUUGUUCACUUCCUCAUUAUCGGAAC
This is a messenger RNA of Perkinsus marinus ATCC 50983, 320 nucleotides long. RefSeq names its product small conserved protein, putative. The record is from RefSeq and is a predicted model, not a curated record. The coding region runs from base 32 to 274 and encodes 80 amino acids. Lineage: Eukaryota; Perkinsozoa; Perkinsida; Perkinsidae. The transcript is spliced from 3 exons.